AUGAAAUGCGGUAGCAAUGUGACAACCACAACCUCCGUAGCUGUGGCCGCCACCCCUAGACGGUUGAGUCUUUGGCCUUGGGUUCAGACGCGCGGUAAAAGUCGUUAUGUGACAACCACAACCGCCGUAGCUGUGGCCACCACCCUUAGACGGUUGAGUAGGGAGGCCUUGGGGCGAAAGACGCGCGGUAAAAGUCGUUGUAGAAGGUAUGGUCAUCAUUUUACGACCAAAGAUUGA
Prunus armeniaca (apricot) is the source of this 237-nucleotide messenger RNA. The record is from the annotation of a GenBank genome assembly. NCBI's taxonomy places the organism in Eukaryota, Viridiplantae, Streptophyta, Magnoliopsida, Rosales, Rosaceae.